AUGGCGAAGGUCAUCUUCACGGCUUGGAAGACCAAGUCUGAAUUGCUGGAUGUGCGGAACGAGUUUUAUCCUCCGCCUUCGUACGCUGGACCGGAUUUGCGCUCCCAUGGAUGUGCAGUGGUCGAGGCUUGGAAGCUGCGCGGCAACGUACCGCACCAUGUUGAGGCCACAGCGUUGUUGACGGAUGCUAUUCUCCAUGAUGAUGCGCAGAGGAAUUCAAUUUUCUCUAUUCGGGCUACAUAUUCUGCGGCUUUCUGUCGCUUUGUAACCGGUCUUGUGGACAGCAAAAUUCACGGCGUUCGCCGAACAAUGUUCCAGCGAGCUACGGACCUAGGCCUCCCUGCCUCCUUCGUGGAACUCCGCCACGAAGCAACCCACCGUGAGCCACCAUCGCUUGUCGUACUGCGUAAAGCAGCGCAGCGCUCGCUUGAGUGGCUCUGGGACAAUUACUGGGCCGGUGUUGGUGAUAACUCCGGCGCUGCGUCUGCAUUGACCCAUGACUCCGGUGCAUCUGUCAGGGCCGCCUUGUGCGACGCUCUGCAGCCAUUAUCCGGAUCGGCGGAGUCCGUCUCGAAGAAGCGGAAGCGGGAUCAGGCUGUCUCGGUUGCUAUGCGGCUUGUCUCGGUUUGUAACGUUUCGGAGACGGGAGCCAGGGAUUUGUCCUCUGUUUUGCUCGAGCAGGGUUUCUUAGUUCCCAAUGGGCGGAACCUUGGAGAUUCGCUGAGUGAGACAUUUAAGGAAUGGAGUCCGGUCCUGCAAAAGGUUGCAGAGAGCCAUCCUGCUUUCUUGAGGCAUUUGACAGAAGAUCUGGUGAAUGAUCUAGCCUUCAAGGACACAGCCGAUCUUUCGAUUGAUGCCCCCUCCGAGGCAUUGUAUCUGUGGAUCGCCAAUAUUUUCACAUCUUCUGCUUGGGAGUUCCACAGGCAAUCAUGCUCACAGAGCUAUGUUCUCCGUGCUUGCGAUGAAAGUCCACACCACUGGACCACAUUGUUGGCAGAUCGGUUAAGGAAGUAUGCUAGCAGGGCUAAAUCAGUGUCUACUGCUAGAUCCGCUGCCAAAAAUCGGGUCUCGAAACACAAAACGGUUAGAAAUGACUCGCAUUAUGCUCCGUCUCAGCUCUCAGAAAAGCUGCUGGAACAUGGAUGGGGCUACCUGGAGAAAUGGGAUAGUCGACCUUUGGGUGUAGUAUCGAGGACCGGGAAGGGCAAUAACUAUGCCUACCUCGUGACAGAUGAACCGACUAAGCACUCGGUUAUCAUUGAUCCUGCCAAUCCCCCAGAGGUUGCGCCGGAAUUGAAGUCCCAGAUUGAUGCUGGCAAGAUCAAUUUGACCGCCAUUGUUAACACUCACCAUCACUGGGACCAUGCUGGUGGUAAUGAUGACAUUUUGAAACAAUUCAAGGGCCUGAAGGUCAUUGGAGGCAAAGACUGCGCGUCAGUCACCCAGACUCCUGCGCAUGGUGAAGAAUUCAAGAUCGGAGAUCGGAUCUCGGUGAAGGCUUUGCAUACUCCCUGCCAUACGCAGGACAGCAUCUGCUACUAUAUGCAAGAUGGAGACCAGCGUGUUGUCUUCACGGGUGAUACUCUCUUCAUUGGUGGAUGUGGCCGAUUCUUUGAAGGAAACGCGAAAGAGAUGCACAAAGCCUUGAACGAGACUCUCGCGUCUCUACCGGAUGACACCAAGGUUUAUCCUGGCCAUGAGUACACCAAGGCCAAUGUCAAGUUCUGCGUUGCGGUCUCGCAGACUGAGCCCAUCAAGAAACUCGAGGCAUUUGCGGAACAAAACAAGCAGACACAAGGAAAAUUCACCAUUGGCGACGAGAAGCUUCACAAUGUGUUUAUGCGCGUCAAUGACCCCGAGAUCCAAAAGGUAACUGGCAAGACCGACCCCGUGGAGGCAGUUGCGGAUGAUAGCCAUGGAGGGGCGAGCGAUACAGACGCCCAGAAUCACCUGGAGGUUGUCUUCUAUCCCGACUCCAACCACCGUCGCAAGUCCUCCCUCGUCAUGAUGGAUAAGCCGAGAGUACCACCUCACCCAGCUCAGAAUGACACCACGACCGCCUGCUACGUCCACUCCCUCAUCGCAGGCGAAUGGACUUCACCCUCUCAUCCCCAAAGAGACACCGAAGAAGUGAUUCGGACGUUAAAUGAGCAGAAGAAUCAGCCUUUGGCAAAUAUCAAAAGCAAUGAGCCGGACGACUUGGUCACGGUGGUGGAUGGCGACAGUACAGACGAUAUCAAACCCAUACCGACAGUCAUCGAAUCGAGACAUUUGACAAAGAGACAGCUGUCGGAUAUGGCCUGGAAUGUGCGCAAGCUAUCGAAGAAGCUGGGCAGCAUCAAACUCAAGCUCACGGUGAAGAAUGUCUUCGUGGUAAGCAAGGUGCAGGACGAGUCGCUAGUAAGUCUGACUCGGAAAGUCACAAGGUGGCUAUUGUCCAAGGACCGCGACUCUAUGUACGUGGUCUAUGUCGAGCGGCGACUCGAGACACAUCCAGAUUUUGGUGCGUUGCAGCUGAUACGAGACGAGCCUUCUGCGAAGGACCGGCUCAAGUAUUGGGACCCCAAGCUGGCGCAAGAACAGCCGCAUUUGUUCGAUUUUGUGAUUACCCUCGGUGGAGAUGGAACGGUUCUCUAUACCAGCUGGUUGUUUCAGCGUAUUGUGCCGCCGGUUCUCUCGUUCGCGCUGGGUUCUUUGGGGUUCUUGACCAAUUUUGACUUUGCGGAUUAUCAGCAGAGUCUUGAUAAUGCUUUCCGGGAUGGCGUCAUUGUCAGUCUAAGGUUACGCUUUGAAUGCACGAUCAUGCGAAGCAAAGCACGAAUGAGAGAUCCAAACCCGAAGGCUCUAGCGAACCGCGACCUGGUGGAGGAACUUAUCGGAGAAGAGGGCGAGGAUACACUGACACAUACUCCAGAUCGAGUGUAUGAGAUUCUCAAUGAUGUCGUCCUCGAUCGAGGGCCGAAUCCAACUAUGUCUCAAAUCGAACUCUUCGGAGACGACGAGCAUUUCACGACCAUGCUCGCCGAUGGAAUCUGUAUUGCUACACCAACUGGAUCGACUGCUUACAACCUCGCCGCUGGCGGCUCUCUUUCGCAUCCAGAGAACCCGGUUAUCCUUGUCACGGCCAUUUGCGCUCAUACGUUGUCCUUCCGACCGAUCAUUCUACCAGACACGAUUGUGUUGCGCAUGGGCGUGCCGUAUGAUGCGCGCACGAGCUCAUGGGCUAGCUUUGAUGGUCGAGAGAGAGUUGAGUUACAUCCCGGCGACUACGUGACUGUGUCCGCGUCGAGAUAUCCCUUUGCCAAUGUCUUGCCGCUUGGCGGACAGGGCGAGGGUUGGGUGCACAGCAUCUCCAAGACUUUGAAUUGGAAUUCACGACAGAAGCAAAAGAGCUUCAAGUGA
Messenger RNA from Penicillium paradoxum, 3402 nucleotides. RefSeq names its product putative NAD+ kinase. Bases 1 to 3402 code for a protein of 1133 amino acids. The record is from RefSeq and is a predicted model, not a curated record. Gene Ontology annotation, molecular function: NAD+ kinase activity; endonuclease activity. The transcript has 17 exons. Gene Ontology annotation, biological process: NADP+ biosynthetic process; rRNA processing; NAD+ metabolic process. Lineage: Eukaryota; Fungi; Ascomycota; Eurotiomycetes; Eurotiales; Aspergillaceae. Gene Ontology annotation, cellular component: Las1 complex.